Messenger RNA from Diabrotica balteata, 321 nucleotides. NCBI's taxonomy places the organism in Eukaryota, Metazoa, Arthropoda, Insecta, Coleoptera, Chrysomelidae. The record is from the annotation of a GenBank genome assembly.
AUGGAUAAUGAUCACAAGAAGUCGCACAUGCCCAAUAGUGAUGUUUGUACGUUUAGUAUGGACCUUCAACAAGUUUUUAGUCUUCCUGCUCUAAUACACAGUAAAAUGUACUACUUAAGGCAACUAAGUGUGUACAACUUUGGUAUUCACAUCGGAGACAACAAUGGCGUUUUUACUUUUUUGUGGCAUGAAGGACAAACAGGUAGGGGUGGAAAUGAAACUGCAUCUGCAAUGUUGAAAGCAGUGCGUUGUUGCAAAAUUACACCAAAUCGUAAAUUGAUAGUCUGGAGUGAUAAUUGCGGAGCACAAAAUAAAAACUAA